This is a messenger RNA of Rhodotorula toruloides NP11, 771 nucleotides long. RefSeq names its product ATP synthase mitochondrial f1 complex assembly factor 2. The transcript has 7 exons. The record is from RefSeq and is a predicted model, not a curated record. NCBI's taxonomy places the organism in Eukaryota, Fungi, Basidiomycota, Microbotryomycetes, Sporidiobolales, Sporidiobolaceae. The coding region runs from base 1 to 771 and encodes 256 amino acids. Gene Ontology annotation, biological process: mitochondrial proton-transporting ATP synthase complex assembly. Gene Ontology annotation, cellular component: mitochondrion.
AUGCCGCCGCUGCCGCCGACUCGCAGACGAACCGCGAGCGCGGAGAAGCAGAUGAAGCGAUUCUGGAAGACGGUCGGAGUCGAGGGUCGUCCAGAGGGCAACUUCGCUGUCCUGCUCGACAAACGGACACUGAAAACGCCGGGCGGCGUCCCGCUGCUCGUGCCGAAGGAGCGGUUGCCGGUCGCGCUGUGCAUUGCGGACGAGUGGGAGAACCAGAAGUCGGUUCUCAAGCCUCAUACGCUGCCAAUGACCUCGAUUGCGGCCCGCGCGAUUGACGGCUUGAACAACGAGUCGACCCGCAAGGAUGUCGUCGCCUACCUCCUCCGCUACCUCGACACCGAUACCGUCUGCUUCCACGAGGAGUUCCCCCAGCGGCUCGUCAAGCUGCAGGAGGCGCACUGGAAGCCCCUGAUCGACUGGGUCGAGAAGACCUACGACGUCAAGGUCAACCUGUACGAAGGCAUCCUCAACACGAAGCAGCCCGACGCGACCAUCCUCAAGCUUGGCUCGGUCGUGUCCGAUUACGAUGCGUACAAGCUUGCGGCCUUCGAGCGCGCAGUCUUGGCCUCCAAGUCGUACUUGAUCGCCCUCGGACUUGUCGAGGGCUUCCUCUCAGUCGACGAGGCAGCAAAGGCGGCGCACGUCGAGGUGCAGAGCCAGAUUGACCGAUGGGGCGAGGUCGAGGACACCCACGACGUCGACCACCAAGACGUUCGCGUUCGCCUAGGCUCCGCCGCCCUCCUCGUCGCCGCGCAGCCUCACCUCGCUUGA